This is a messenger RNA of Aspergillus nomiae NRRL 13137, 1518 nucleotides long. RefSeq names its product putative tRNA-specific adenosine-34 deaminase subunit Tad3. Gene Ontology annotation, molecular function: catalytic activity. The record is from RefSeq and is a predicted model, not a curated record. Bases 1 to 1518 code for a protein of 505 amino acids. Lineage: Eukaryota; Fungi; Ascomycota; Eurotiomycetes; Eurotiales; Aspergillaceae. The transcript has 3 exons.
AUGUACGACUCAAUGUAUGUACAGGAGCUACUUCGCGGCGUAGAGCCACUUUCAGGGCAGGUUAUCCCUGUUAAAACUGUUCAAGAGGCGCGGCCACGUGAAGAAUUUGCGGAUGCAUAUGUAGUAGAGGUCGGUGUGAAAAGUGCUUCGAAAGUGAUAAAGGCUUUGGAUAGUGCCUUUCCUCGCGACCCUUCUCGUCCUCUGAGCCACCUUCGACGCUUCGCAAAGCACACCCAACUACCAGAUGACCUACGAUCUACCCUUAUAAAGGGAGAACCAUCGGCGCAGACCAUUUUCACUCUAAUUCCACCUCCCUUACCCGAAGCAGAAAUACUUGAGAAGCUAUUGGCUCCGUUUGCGCCACCAUCUGAAACCCCAUCCGAAUCGUCUCAGGACGUAGGGAAGAUUGAACUCCAGAUUAUUCGUAUCCCACUGGAGCCACCCUUGACGGUUGCACAAGCUGAGAAUUGGACGAAAACCAUGUGGCCCGUCACCUUUAACCCUGCAGCCCCCAGAGCUACUAUUGCGCCACCCCUUCAAACCUUGAACCGUGUCCUCAACUCCAUCAAGCCCAAGGCAGGACGUUAUUUAGCCCUGGCGCGCAAGGUCGCCGAUGAAGCAGAGAAUUCUGGACACGGACGAAGGGUUGGCGCAGUGGUUGUCGAUCCAGAACUCGAGGCUCACAUUGGUGCGAUCGACGAGGAUGUAGGAAUCCAUUGGGCCGAUGCGAUUGUGGCUGUUGCCGGUGACGUACGAUACGCACGCCGAGAGGCCGGAGCAAUGUCAGAGUCUGAGCGACAGCUAGGUGCAGGGCCCAACCCCAAUGCGCAGACAUAUAAUUCAGACGUUGAAGGCGGGCCGGAGCUGCACGCGCUAAUGCGCGCAGCGGACUUGAUUGCUAGUGGGAGGCGCAAACAGGAUGGAAACGAGUCUAAUGAACAGUUACCUCUAAAUCAAUUGGAGAAGUUUUUCCUCUCUCAGUCGGACGUCUCCGGUUCCGAGGUAUUGGCUGAUUCCGAUGAUUUAUCGCCCGUGCCCGGGAAGUAUCAGAAAACUGAUACCGGGGCUAUCCCCAAACCUAUCGACAGUUCUCGAGAACCUCGACUUCGCUCGCGUGCUCAAGGCGGCUACCUCUGCACAGACCUUGAUGUGUACUUGACGCAUGAGCCUUGCAUCUGUUGCUCGAUGGGCCUUCUUCUUUCGCGCUUCCGGGCGGUUAUAUUCCCCCGACAAGGACGGAUGAUAACGGGAGGUCUGGCAUCGGAACCUGUAAUCUCACCAGUGCCAGUGUCGGACCCUGUGGACGAGGCGCAUGAGACGCCCGAAAUAACGCAGGAUCAGGAUCAGCACGAGUCAGAAGAAAAUACGUCCACUGAGCAUGCCGACCCCCAGCCACAACGGAUGUACUAUGGAUUGCACUGGCGGAAAGAGCUCAACUGGCGGGCCUUGGGAUUCGAAUUCGUCGAGGAUGGAGUCACAGAGAAGAGUGCCGAGGAAGGCCUGGCCUUUCACGCAUAA